Messenger RNA from Balaenoptera ricei (Rice's whale), 2243 nucleotides. It is a transcript of the gene MRPL35, whose product is annotated as mitochondrial ribosomal protein L35. Gene Ontology annotation, cellular component: ribosome; mitochondrion. Lineage: Eukaryota; Metazoa; Chordata; Mammalia; Artiodactyla; Balaenopteridae. Gene Ontology annotation, biological process: translation. The record is from RefSeq and is a predicted model, not a curated record. Gene Ontology annotation, molecular function: structural constituent of ribosome. The transcript is spliced from 4 exons. The coding region runs from base 46 to 612 and encodes 188 amino acids.
GAAGCUUUUAGAUCCAAUUCGGCUGCCGUAAGGCAAGGCGGCAAGAUGGCGGCCUCCGCUUUUGCGUGUACUGUGAGAGCAGCCUCAGGAAUCUUACGGCCCCUGAAUAUUUUGGCAUCUUCAGCCUAUCGAAACUGCUCCAAGAAUGCCUGUCUUAGUUCUGCACUGUCUUCCCGACAUUUCAGUCAUAUUCAGACACUGGUUGUGUCCUCUGCUCCCAGACUGAUCACAUCUGUCAGAAACCUGACAUGUGGGCAGACUGCCACAGUCCUCAAUAGAGUGGUCCCCUUGCUCCCAAACGUCCUGAAGCCACCAGUCAGAACUGUAACAUACUACAGUUCAAGAAAAGGCAAGAGAAAGACUGUGAAAGCUGCCGUCUAUAGGUUUCUUCGACUUCAUUCUGGCCUGUGGCUAAGGAGGAAGGCUGGUUAUAAGAAAAAAUUAUGGAAGAAGACGGUUGCAAGAAAAAGACGCUUGAGGGAAUUUGUCUUCUGCAAUAAAACCCAAAGUAAGCUCUUAGAUAAAAUGACAACGUCUUUCUGGAAGAGGCGAAACUGGUAUGCUGAUGAUCUUUAUCAGAAGUAUCAUGACCGAACAAACUUGAAAGUAUAGAUCAGAAGUUUUAUGAUUUCCCAGUUACUGAACGUGUAUCUUUGUGUAUAUGAUGUCUUUGCGAAGAUGAAAUAGUAUAAGACAUGAUGUAAAUUGUACCAACUGAUAUGGAAACAUGCAGUACCAACAUUAAACUUAACCAAUGUUUUAAAACUUAAUGGAUUAAACAUUCCCAGAUUUGUUCAGAGAAAUAGAAAUUUUAAAUUUUGAUUAUUUUUAACAAAUGGUAAUGGCUUAAAUAGUUGUUCCAAUUAGGCUUAUUUAGUUGCAAGGAAUCUCCAGCUAGGACAAACGUAAAAAGACUGUAAAGCUAACAAGUUAGCUCAAGCAGUGUGACAUUAUCUUAAGGAUAUGUGCCUGGGAACGCAGGAGCACCUCACAGCCCCAUCUCCCACCCAGAACUAACCCCCAGGCCUCAGGAAGAGCGGAAAUUACACAGUGAUACUGGAUCUGAGGCACCUCCAGGGGCCUCAGCAGCAGAAGUGGUGGACCUUCAGGCUUGGGGUCUGCCAUGCACGGGGCUCAGUUCUUUUUACAUCACUGGCUCCAUUCUCUUUCCUCACCAACUUCUCUGAUUCACAGCUUUUGUUUACUCUUAGUGUCUGCUUCCCAUAAUAACGCUAGCGUGCACCUUUGAGGUACUUUUCUACGUCGUGACCCUCAGCUCCUACCUCCAGUCUCUAACUAACUGCAGAGAGACUCUAACUGGGUCAGUUUGUCCUUUUACACCAGGCCUCAUCAGGGGUCACCGACCAGUGUAGGGCUGGCUGUUCUGAGGUCAGGAGCCCACCCUGGCCCAUCUGAUUGGGCUAGCAGGUUCACAUGGAGCCAAAAAUAGUGACAUGAGCAGUUUCCCUCAGAGGUGAGCCUGGGGUGGUAACACGUCUGGGUUACUAGGUUCACUGCAUUCAUAACAGUUCUCACUUAGUUCAUUGGAACAGGAUUUUUAUUGAGAGGAGUAAAUGAAAUAGCCUUUCAGUAUGCUCAUUCGUGAAGCUAAAGAGGCUGUAUAAGUGGAGACAAAAACUUUUUAACCAAGAGUUAAAAGAUACUGUAUUUUAUAAAAGUUCAUUUAUCCACUUGAGAUUUCAUAUUUUUAAUUGUGAGGGUAAACUUUUUCCAAAAUUUUCCAAAGACACAUUGUAGAAUCUAAAGGGGAAAAGUAAUCUCAGUCAUUUUUAGAAAGGAUGCAAAAGUUAAGCAUUGUUCACAUGAAGAGGGUCAGGUAACCGGCACUGAGGAAAAUUCAGCUUUUCAGGAUGCUUAUAGUCUAGGGCAGUGGUUCUCCGCUCUCCCAUCAGAAUCAUCUGGGAAGCAUUUUCAAAGAGCAGAGCAUUUUGACUGUUUGAAAAACCAUUAUUAAAUACAAUUAUGCCUCAAUUACUGCUUCAGAUCCUUUAAUAUAAUAGUUGGUGAUGAUAAGAUGCAGUUCCUCUAUUAAUAGAUUAAGAUAAAAGGUAACCAAAUUGGAAUUCUGUGGCAUGUCAGACUAGGAUUAUUGGAGGAACUCCUUGAAACCAGUGUGUGUUCACUAAAAGGAAAAAGGGUGACAAGAGAGUGUUCUAAAACUCCAAGGCCAAGUGUGUGUCUAUUUAUGGGACCAGUUAAUAAAGAACAGACAUUUUAAUGGU